AGCGGCUCAGCGUCCACUGGUGGCACUGUUACCAUGGAAAUCCCUAUCGCAGCAGCUUCCUCAGUGAAGCGAGCAGAGCCGGAGGAGCGUGUUCAGCACCAUGGACAGCAUCGUGUUGGAGCUGCGUUCCAGCACAGAAACUAUCGCAUGCUGAUCGUGAUCGGAGAGAUUUCCACCAGCCAUCACCUCGACACUGCCAGGAAACAGAUCCCCCGAGGUUUACGCUCCUGGAACGUCGAUCUGACUGAUUGUGACCUGAACAGGGAGCUGCAGCUUUUUGAGACCAGACACACCGCUCAGUUUUCUUCAGAGGUCAAAGGCCAGCGGAUUCUCCAAUAUCAGAGUGAUGUCCUGGAGACAGUGGUGCUGGUGAACCCAUCAGAGGAGACCGCUGCCUCAGAGAUUCGAUCUCUGAUCACUGACUUUGCUGGGAAUAAGUUGCUGAUACUGAGUGGCCAAAGCUCUGAGCAAGGAGGUGAUAUCCUAUUGCAAGGUGGAGCCUUCACCUGGCAGCACUUCUCCGACAUCAUCUCCAACCCUCAAGUGAUUGAACUUCUGUCCAGGGCGUCUUCAGAGCAGCUGUCCAGGCUUACAGUUUCCUGUGAGGGAGACGGGGGCUGGAGCUCCCUGGGCCAAAGCCAGGAGCAGCAGUCACUCCAAAAUCUUCUGGAAUACCGCCUGAACCCCGAGCCUCACCUCCCCGAAAUGGACGGGAUCACAGAGUUCACCGAGUAUGUCUCAGAGACAGUGGAUGUGCCAUCGUCCUUUGACCUUCUGGAGCCCCCGACCUCUGGAGGUUUUCUGAAGCUGUCCAAACCCUGCUGCUACAUCUUCCCUGGAGGCAGGGGAGACUCUGCUCUGUUUGCCGUCAACGGAUUCAACAUCCUGGUGGAUGGCGGUUCUGAUCGCAAGUCUUGCUUCUGGAAGCUGGUUCGCCACCUGGACAGGAUCGACUCUGUUCUGCUCACCCAUAUUGGUGCAGACAACCUCCCUGGCAUCAAUGGGUUGUUCCAGAGAAAGAUUGCAGAGCAAGAAGAGGGGCAAAACCAAGGAUCUGGCUCCAGCAGCAACGGUGAAUGGAUAAAGAACCUGAUCUCUCCUGAGCUUGGGAUUGUAUUUUUCAAUGUCCCAGAGAAGCUCCGGAUGCCUGAGUCCACGCUGAAAGUGAAGCGAAGCAUUGAGGAAGCAUCUCUUACAUUGCAGUACCUCAACAAGCUUGGUAUCACACCAGAGCCCCUUCACAGGGUAGUUAGCAACACCAUUGAACCCAUCACACUGUUCCACAAACUUGGUGUUGGAAAGUUAGAUAUGUAUGUCUUAAACCCUGUAAAAGAGAGCAAGGAGAUGCAGUUUCUAAUGCAGAAAUGGGCUGGAAACAGCAAAGCCAAGACUGGGAUUACAAUGUCCAAUGGAAAAGAAGGAGAAAUAUCUGUACCCUAUUUGACAUCAGUUACCGCUCUCAUUGUUUGGAUUCCUCACCGUCCAACAGAAAAGAUAGUCAGGGUGCUCUUCCCUGGAAAUGCACCGCAGAAUAAAAUUUUCGAGGGCCUUGAGAAACUGAAACACCUCGACUUCCUGCGAUACCCAGUGGCUACCCAAAAAGACAUAUCAUCUGGUGCACCUCCUCCAAUCAUCAAACAGACUAAAAUGAGAUCAAGAACUGACAGCAAAGAGAGUCUAAAGUCUUCACCCAAACCACACUCUAAAACAACAAAGAAGGAAACCAGUGGGCAGGAGGAAGAGUCCAAGAGUGACAUCACUAAAGAGAACAAAGUAGAAAAGAAGGAAGAGAAGAAACUCAAAAGUGAAAGUCUAAAAGCCACCAAACAACAGAAAAACAGUGAGGUGGCCCCUGUGGCAGUCAAGAUGGAGAAAAAGAAAAUAUCCAAGGAAAAAGCAGCCAAGCAUGAGAAAGUGUCCAAGAUGGAUGAAAAGAAGGACAAAGAGAAAAAAGAAAUUAAGAAAGAGAAACGCGAAGUAAAGAAAGAUGAAAAUAUUAAAAAAGAAGACAAAAAAGAAAGUAAAGCCAAGGAGGAUAAAAAGAAGGACCCAAGUAAACCGGAGUUGAGAAGAAUCACUAAACCUGACCUGAAACCGCUCACCCCGGAAGUGAGAAAAACUCUGCAUAAGGCUAAGGCUCAGGCUAAGCCCAAGACAGACAAAAAUAAAGCAGUUAAAGAGCAAGCAAAUGAGAAAAAGCCGGUCCCAAAGAACAUCCCUGAGGAGAUCGCAGCAGCAGCUUUGGCUGACAGGUCCAUUGUGUCCUCCCCAGAGGACCUCACUGAGGAUUUUGAAGCUCUGAAACAAGAAGAGCGGUCCAAAGUUAAGAGUGAGCCUAUCCAGAAUGAUGUGAUGUUUGGGCAUUCACUGUACACAGAUACUAAAGUUCCUUCCUUAGUUUUCACUGAUGAGAAAGUCUCAUCCUCAACCACUGAGAUCAAAUCUUCUUCACCCAAAUACCCUGUUAAUCAGGAAGAAGACAACAAGGACAAGGGUGCAUCAGUACAGGAGGUUACAGCCACUGAGAAGAAGGAAGCAGGCGAUGGCUUUGCCAAGAAAUACGAAGAGGAGAAAAUGGAGAAAUAUGACAAAUACCCCAUAAAGGACGACUUCAGAGAUAGAUCAAAGAAGAGUGACAGCUCAGAGGAGGAGGGUGAUGUAAUUGAAAAAGCCGACCUUGAAGGAACGGAAGAUGACGAGGUCCUGAAAUAUAAAACAGAGGAGGCAAAAAAGGAAAAAACUGGUAAGGAUUGGGACACCAAGCCAACUGAGACAAAACCUUUAUCAACCGGAGCAGCCUCCGCCUCAGAGCAAUUCUCCUUCAUCCAAGACGAGACCAUUCCCGGCUUCUCUGAGACUGAACAGACCAUCUCUGAUGAGGAUAUCCAUGAGGAACCAGAAGAUAGGAUCCCACAGCUGCACUAUGAUGUGGGCUCCUAUGACAUAUCUGUCCCUGACGUCCCUGGUACCUUUGACUCUAUGCACGGGAUAAAAGAGAUGAAGUUCUCUGCCGUGUCUGAGGUCAAACCUAAAGCCUUCAUGGGAGGUCACGAGCAUGAGCUCGCACCUUACCCUGCCAUCAUUGCUGCUCCUCUUGCAGAGGAGGAGCACAUCUCCUCAGCAACAUCCAUCACAGAAUAUGACAAACUGUCAUCCUUUGCCACGUCUGUAGCCGAGGACCAGUCGAUAGCAUCUGUGACAGCACCUCAGACCGAAGAGGUUGGGAGGAACUCUCUCAUGCUAGACACCAUCAACAGUAUCCCCUCACGUGCUGAGGCCGCCCAAGGGAAAGACUAUCUCCACUCAGCAGGAACCAUCUCACCCACCUCCUCUUUGGAGGACGACAAGUGCUUUAAGUCUCCUUCCUCUGAUGAAUACCAGCCCAACAUUCCUGAGAUGGAGACCGAUGCAAAGAUCAAAUCAGUCCACGAAGAAGAAGACGAUGAGGAAGACGAGGAUGAGGACCAGACUCCAAACGUUGACAUCCCUCUGGGUAAACUCCAAGACGGCUACGAACAUGCAGCCUUGAUGAUGCUCCAGGAGAAGCAGAAAUCUCCCUCUGCCACUUUUUCUCCUCCUCCUCCUCUCUUCUCUACAAUGCAGUACUCUCCCACACAGGAUAUCAAAGAAAACCAGUCUCUCUUUAGCUCAGAGGGAUUUAAGACUGGUGCUGAUAUAAAGCUUGUUUCACCCCCUCCAUCUUUCUCCCCUGGCUUAGACUUAGAGUCCCACUCCAGGCAGGAGAGUGAGGAAAGAUGUUUAAGUCCAGAUGACAGCACCAUGAAACUGGCUUCACCCACACAGUCUGUGCCUACAAGUAGUGGCUACUCUCCAACAGAAGAGAAACCCUUUAAGAUAGAAGACAAAGAUGAAGCAGUGAUCGAUGUUAAAGCUGACACCCAGAAAUCCAUUAUCUCAGACAGUAAGGCCUUUAUUGGUCUGAAAGGUGACAAGACAGCUUCAACAUCUGAAGAGUCGGAAGAAUCCACUGAAGACAAUGAGGAGGAAGAUGACUAUUACACCAAAAAGGAUCUACAACCCGCGGUUAAGGCCAAGCUUAUGGAGGCAAAAGAGGGGUGCUUCUUGGACGACGACUUUGCUUCUGAGGCAAAAUCUGCAAAGACAGAAACAGAAGUCAAGGCCUCAGACAAGACACAAGUGUCUUGCACCACAGAGGAGAAACCAAUACCUCAAGUGAUGUACUCAGAUGAAGAUGAAGAUGAAAAAGAUGCUGAUGAUUUCCCAAGCGGGGUAGGGUCAAAUAAGCCCUUAUCAACAGAUCAAAGCAAAGACGAAGGUACAGAGAAAACAGAUGUUGAUUCUAAAGAGGCUGAGAAAAGUGUUCAUUUCAGUCUCUAUAACUUUCCAGAGAAGGCGAGCAAAGAAAAGGCAUUGUAUAUAAGACAGGACACGCCCUAUGUGCAUGGCAAAACAUUCUCUUACAGUGACAUUUACGGCUCAGUGGACUCUGAUUCAUAUCGUCAGGAGUCCUUAGAUAAAGUUGAGAAGGACACUGAAAAGGGUGAAAUGGAUUCACAGAACCCAAAGCCCCCAUCCCCGGUAACAGCCGCAGACAAGAUGUCAGAGAAGGAGGAAUUCACCGUCUCCUAUGGAAAAGAUUCCACCCCCUCAUCGUGGCUUGACUCCACGAGCACAUCUGCUAUACCUCCAUUUGCAGAGGUAAAAGGAAAGGAAACAUUUGAUUACAGCACAGGUAGCCGUUUCCCUUCAGUGGCUGAUAGACCCGAGGCCUCGUCCACUUCUUUAUCAUCAGAAAAAGAUGCCUCUUUCAAAAGCCAGACUGACGGCACAAAGCCCCAGACAUACUCCUCAAUGACAGCAUUUGUUGUAGACAAACAUACUGCUACAGGCUACGGCGAGAAAGGAGCAAGUUUGGAGAUUGAUAUGCGAAAACUAACAGCAAGGGAUGAGGAGGACUAUGAUGAUGAUGAAGUUGUUGAUGAAUAUGAUGAGGAUGAGGAUGAGGAAGACGAAGAUGAGGAGGACAACGAUGACGAAAGUGCUGUUGAUUCUGAUAUGGAGAAAGGCGCCACAGAGAAAUCUGAGAAAGAAGUAAAAAGUCCAAUCAGUGAAAUGUUUGGCUCAACUAGGCCUGAAUUUAUGGUUUCUAUGGCUGGAUAUGGCUAUAACAGCCAGGGGAAGCCGAGCAGCUCUAGCUCACUCACAAAGGCUGAACACGAAGCUAAGAUUGACUCCUCAUCCUUCAGUGGACAGCCAAUGGAUUUAGGAGCGACGGGUAUCUCUGGCUACUCCUCAGGGUUUGAGUACUCAUAUGCGAAAGGUGAGAAAGACUCAUUUUUAUCAAGUCAAACCACAGACAAAGGUAAAGAAGAUUUCUCUUUGAAAUCAACAGAGGACAGUUAUUACCAGAAUGACAGGGCUGAUCCUGAUUUUGAGAAACAGAAGACACCAGAACCUUUGAGCAAGAGAUCACUGGACUCAAGCUUUCAGUACACAACCACUGCUGCCCCUGGGUACUCCUCCUCUUCAGCCUAUAGCUACUCCUCCUCCACCUCGGGCUCCCUUUCCACCAGCCGUCAGUUCGGAGAGGAGCUCGAGACGCCUGCCGAGCCUCUCUUUGAGUACUCCUCCUUUAAAGAUGAACAAUCACUUGUCAUGGAUUCUUCCUUCUCUGGCUCUGCUGGCGCUAAAGACGACUAUCUAGAAGUGUCUGAAAAACACAUCACGGCUACAACCACAGCUGAGUCGACCCCCAGUUUAGCCCGCUUCUCACCUCCCAGCCCAUUUGAGGAGAUCAAAACUUUCCCCUCACUCUCGUCCACAGCCUUUGCAGAGGACAAGAAGGAGCAUACAGCUUCAUCAGGUGGAGUUACAGACAAAGGCCCUCAAUCUGACUGCUUCUAUAAGCCUGAAUGGUCUGAAGUGUCCAAGCUGGACACAGCUGUUGGGUUUAGGGCCUCAGCAGGACCAUUUGCUCAACCUGCAGAGCUUUCCAAGGACAAAGAGGCAGCUAGCGCCGCUCUGUUUGGUGUCACUUCCUCACCACGCCCUGACAUAGAAGGCAAGCAUUACUUUGAGGAGACAGACAGUAGUGAAGAAGAGGAUGAGGACGCAUAUAUGCGCGAGAUGACUCGGAGGUCACCUUCCAGCGGCCUGGCUGGUAGCCUCUCAUUUUCGGACAAGCCUGUUGCUCCACCUGCCAGUGAAAAGACAGUUGGUGCAAUCCCUGAUGUUCUUGGCUCCUACAUGCCCUCACCUCUCCAGGCCAGCACGCCAGACACAGUCAACGGCCCCACAGAGGUCAGUUCAAGCGCCACCCUCCCUGCUGGAGCAGCAGCCAGUGGUGCAUCUUCAGGCCCAGCAAAAGUGGAGCCCAGAGAGGGAGCAGCAGCUUACAAGAGCUCCUUUGAGUGGGAGAUGUCAAAGCCCCAGAUGGGGAUGGUGCCCGGAGACUCUCCUCCUCAUUACCGUCAUGAUGAUGAGUUUGAAGAGGAGUGUGAGAUGGAGCCAGAGCACCCUGCUCGCCCGCUGUCACUCACUUCAACCGAUCAGCCAUUUCACUCUCCAUUCUACGCUGAAGAGUGCAGCCGAGGAGGCCAACAUGACGAAGAUGAUGAUGAUGAUGACGACAGCGAUCAGGACCUCGCUGGUGAUGUGCCCAUGGGAGCCACCUCCUCUUAUACCAGCCGCAGCUCUCCUGGAUAUUCCUCCUCCGAGUACAGGCAACCCAAACAGGAUCUCUCACCUUCCUUCAUCAACCCAUGCAUGAGGCAUGUAUCCAGUGACGAGGAUGAUGAGGAGCAUGGUCGCAGAAGUGACCAAUCGCAGGAGGCCGAUGAGCACGAUUUGUCGGUCAAGAGACGGGUUCACAAACAGCCCCAGCAUCACCAGUCUAACAGCAGGGACAGCAGCUCUCUGCACCAAGCUGGUGGCAUAACACCAGGGCUGGCUCUGGCCACAGAGGAUACACCGCCCACCUCCGUCAGCGAGUCUUUAGCCUCUCAGUCAGACUCUGAUGUGCCUCCAGGCACUGAGGAAUACCCCUCGGCCACCGGUGAGGGGAACAUGGACUCAGAUGAGGAUGCAGACUACAUGCCUGUCGACAAAUUAUCUGCCACAGGAGGAGGCAGCCAUAAUUCCUCUAGGGUGAGCAAUGACCCUCCUCCUACUCCCCUCAUGGACCCCUACCCCCACCCCCCACGUCCAGACGUUUGCAUGGUGGAUCCUGACUCUUUGGACAAUGGCUUAGUUAAGAAAGAGCCAAAAGCCAAGGGAUUAAAGAAGACUUUGGGGAAAACCAAAUCAGCAUCUCCGGCCAGGCGCAAGAGGUCUCCCAUGCCAGUCAAGCAGACGCCGUCUCCUCGCAGCGCCUCGCUGAAGAAGAAGGAGGCAGACAAGAGCUCACGGAUGUCUCGUCUGUCAGAUGGACAAGGCUCCAAAGACGAUGACCUCUCAAGGUCCAGCUACAACCCUGGCAAGGGCCUGACUAAUGGUGUCAAGAGCAGUUCAGGCUCACAGAAGUCCGGCUCUGCAGCUGCUUCUGGCCUUCCUAUUUAUGUGGACUUGGCCUACAUUCCCAACCACUGCAGUGCCAAGAAUGUGGACCAAGAGUUUUUCAAACACAUUCGCUCUGCAUACUAUGUGGUGAGCGGGAACGAUGCAGCAAGUGGUGAACCAAGCCGGGGAGUCCUCGAUGCACUGCUGGAUGGCAAAGCUCAGUGGGGCUCAAACCUACAGGUGACGCUGAUCCCCACCCAUGACACGGAGGUGACCCGUGACUGGUAUCAGCAGACUCAUGAGCGGCAGCAGGAGCUCAACAUCAUGGUCCUGGCCUCCAGCAGCACCGUCGUCAUGCAGGACGAGUCUUUUCCCGCCUGCAAGAUUGAGUUUUAAGACCCUUGUCUCCUUUCUCCCUCCUCCUGGCCUCCCCAGUGUAGAUCUGGUUUUAAUUGCUCUUCUCUAUAGCCUGAUAUGCAAAUCUGCCUCUGCUUUUGGGAAUUUAACCGUAAGCAGAAACAGACCUGGAUAACUGUCUAUUUUUUAUAGAUUUUUAUUCAUUUAUAAGCUUGUUGUGGCUAUCACCAUUUGUAUUACAAAGGUAGUUUUCUGACUAUGUCCUCCACUACAUUAUUAUUAUUUCUCAGACCUGUGAAAUGAAGUUUGUUUUUUUAUGUUCCUUAACUUGUCUUUUUUCCAAACCCUGUGAGACAAUGAAGUCUUAGUUUAUUGGCCGGGACAAAAUGCCCAUUGUCCUGUACAAACAAAAAGAGCAUCAUAUAGGAAACAACAUAAAAUGAACGUUUGGUUGCGUGUCUUCUAAUUGGCCUACAUCAAAGCACAAGUUUGCACACCUUAAAGCCAGCAACACAAUGAUUUUCUUCCACUGAAUCCCAAACAUUAAGCCUUUCACAAUAAAGGUGAACAAUUUAAUACAUUUGCCGAUAGAAAAGAAUCAUUACAGGCCAAUUGUGACCAGCUGUACUUAACUUCCCUCUAUUUUCCCUUUCUGUCUUUCUUCUAAAACAAUGACAGUCUUUGUGCCUCCUACUGACAUAGAGAGAUAGAAAACGUUCCAUUUGUCUUUUGAGUACAUUUGCCGUAGCAUAGGGAAGACCAUAUUCAAAAAUCUGUAUUGUAGUGAAUUAGGAUAUUUCUACGGUGAUCUCAAAGUGAGUAUCAAUUGUUACAGUAAGAUUUUCUCGGUGGCUGUUAUUUGUUACGGUGGAUUUGACGAAUACGUUUCUCUCUAUAAUUGUUUCUGUAGUCUUUGAUGUAUUUUUUCAGUGUAUUUCCAUAUCGUUGCAGAGGAUCAUAAGAACUGAAGGCAGAGCCGGUGAUACAAGUACAGAAUCAUCAUCCUGAUCUUUGGAUUCUUCCCGUUUAUAUCUUUACAUACCGAACAGCACUCAAAGCUCAUACUGUAAGAGGAAAGUCGACAAACCUCACAUCUGUUGCUGCGUCUCAAAGAUCUUUAUACAAAAGCUGUGUUAAAGAACGUAGAAUGUAUUCCACUACAACAAUAGGAACAUGUGGUUACGAGGAGAGAUUGUGUUUGCCUGGUGAACUAAGGUGGUCGGUUCGAUUGAUGGUUAGAGGUUAGACUGUCACCCACAUGUGCCUUUCUGUCCUGCUGUGCUGGAAGGGAAAUUAAAUGUGUGUUUUUGUCGUACAAUUUAAGGUGUGUGCGGUACAUCCACGGCUCUGCGGCGGAAGCUUCGGCGAGCUGGUCUCCUCUGUUGUCGUGAGUUUUUGUCGGUGAGAACGUCAGUGCACAAAAAGGUCCGAGUUGUACAUAUUGAGCAUACAAUGGCACUUUUAAAGCACCACCUCAGUAUUUCAGACGGUGCGUUUUAGAUUUCCUGGAGCUGCCACUCGAAGAAGCACAAACAAUAACCAGUGUGCAAAACUUAAAGCAAAGUCUUAAAUUUAGCAACAUAAAACAUAGAAUUACAGCAUCUGCACUGAAAACCUGUGCUGUUUUGUUCUUUUCUGGUUACUUUUAAUUAUUGGAGAAAAUAUAGUUUGUCUUGAGUUCAACGUUUUUAAAUUGUAUCAUUUAACUGGCAACUUUGAUUUCAUUCAGUGGCAAAUCAGUAGAUGUUUUUAAGUAACUCUUUAUUAACUUAAUAUUAUGUGUAGAUGUGCUUUUAAUUUGAUAUUGAUGAUUUUAUAUUUUGAUAAGUUUUGAGUACUUUUUAACCAGGAACAAAUAUAACUAUCCAACAAUAUUAAAGGACCAACACGCCUCACCAGGUUUGCUAUUUUAUGAUCCACAGUAAAGAUCAGAUAUUCCUCUGUAUGAUAUUUUAUUCCCUCGACUUCUCUAGUGAUGCAUGUACAACAGAUGCAUGUACAUAAAGGUGAUGGCUCUUUAACAAGCAGGGAGCCCGAACCUCAGCGGCUCCAGUUGAUUUGAAUGUGAAGAUGCAGAUUACCUUUACGUUCUCAGUGGAGGACUUUAAUCUCCUGGUUGCCUUGGUUACUGUGCAUCAUAUGGUAGAUCUGACUCAUCGCUCACACCGGCAGUAAAAACCGUCCUGUUGUAGCCUGCAAUACAUCUCGACUCGUACGAGGAAGAAAACUUUGUGUGCAGAUUAAACCCACCACCGUUUCUUUCUCUGGAUGACACACAUCAUGAUUUUCUGUCACAUUAAAAUGUCAAAAACAAGUUACACACAGUGAGGAGAUGAUGAUGCAGCUCCUGUUUCCUGCUGAUUUAAAAAGAUCCAGAAACAGCUUAUUUUUUCUUUAAAAAAAAAAAGGGGGUUAUCGGUGAUGUCAGAUUUUUCCUGUUAACCCACUCUGUCAAUGCAUUCCUGUUUAAUACUGCAUCACUGUAAAGGCUGCUAAUAACUAAUAAACACUUCUCACAUAUGAGCAGACAAUUCAAAACCCAGACUGCCAGACACUCAUGUUAACACAUUUCUAUAUAUAGAGGAUUUCCUAUUAUCCACACUCUUUUUCCAAACCAAGCUUAAUACACGCAAAAAAAAAAAGAAAAUAUACAAUAUCUGUGGCAUUCAGACUCGUCUGCCGUGAAACAAAUCAUCAUAA
Cottoperca gobio is the source of this 10536-nucleotide messenger RNA. It is a transcript of the gene map1aa, whose product is annotated as microtubule-associated protein 1Aa. Gene Ontology annotation, cellular component: microtubule associated complex; synapse; neuronal cell body. Gene Ontology annotation, biological process: regulation of microtubule depolymerization; axonogenesis; microtubule cytoskeleton organization. Gene Ontology annotation, molecular function: actin binding; microtubule binding. The record is from RefSeq and is a predicted model, not a curated record. NCBI's taxonomy places the organism in Eukaryota, Metazoa, Chordata, Actinopteri, Perciformes, Bovichtidae.